Penicillium egyptiacum is the source of this 1434-nucleotide messenger RNA. NCBI's taxonomy places the organism in Eukaryota, Fungi, Ascomycota, Eurotiomycetes, Eurotiales, Aspergillaceae. The record is from the annotation of a GenBank genome assembly.
AUGUGCCUAGACAUACUAUUGGACCUUGAAAUUCCCCGAGUUCAGAUCUUCCCUGCAGCCUUUUGUCGUUGUUUAUGUAUUAGUCCCCUGGUACGCUUUCGCGUGUCGCGCUCCUCCACUGGAAGGACAAACCCCCAUUCCUCAGUUCUCCCCGAAGGUGUCGUGCCUCCUCAUGGCGCGCUACUGUCGAGGGAUACACUGUUCUCCUGCUUUCUCUUUUCUCAAGCCCUUCCUCCCGCUACAUUCCCCUUUCCAUUCCCCCAUUCAAACGAACUUCAGAUCGUUCAGCCGGUCCCACUCUGCCCCUUCUCACUCCGGUUACUGUCAGCAAUAAUACCCUCACAUCACGAAUUCGAUUUCAAGUAUAACUGGAUCGAUGGUGCCGAAAAUCUUGAGAAAUAUGCACAAGGGGGAUACCACGCGAUCAUGAUCGGAGACACUCUCCAAGAAAUAUAUCGGAUUGUCGACAAGUUAGGAUUUGGUGGCUAUUCGACUGCUUGGCUUGGGCGUGAUCUCCGUCUGGAGCAGUACGUCGCGGUCAAAGUCGGCAUCGCAGACGGCCCAGAUCGAGACUCCCGCCGUGAGCUGAAGGCACGGCCAGCAUCGUCAUAUACAUAUCCAUCUCAGCAAUAUCUUAAUUCGGUUCUCGUCAAGCUUGGACAGCUUUCAACCAAGCGACCGUACGAAAAAUACGGGGAGCCUGAGACAGUCGCUAUUACCCAGCGCAAUAAGGACCCAUUGACCCCCAAUGCCCCGCCAAAGGCAGCCCUCCCACUAGAUCUUGGGAAAGGGGCAGAGGAAUUCACACUUUCUGAAGUGGGUGGUCUUCUUCUUAACGACAUUGGAGAGGCAUUUGAACCAGCCUCAGACUUGCGGCAAGGAAAAGACUGUCAUACACUUCUAGCAUUUCGAGCCCCAGAGGCCCCCUUUGAACCCGAAGCACCACUAUCAUACCCAUCAGAUAUUUGGGGCCUAGCGACAGCAAUAUGGGAGAUUCUUGGGAUGAAGGCAAUUUUCAGUCUUGAGUAUACAGAUAUCAAAAAGAUAAUAUCUCAGCAUAUUGAUGUGCUAGGUCCUUUGCCUUUGCCCUGGUGGGGGUCUUGGGAAGAGAGAGAUCUAUUCUUUGAUGGCAAUGGAAAACAUAAAAAGGGCAGAGGUGUGGCGCCACCGAUCAACGAGGCAUUUGAGGAAGGUGUGCAGAAGUAUCGCCGGAUGGCCAAAAUAGGCGAGUUUGACAAAGAGGAAGCCUCUGCGAUAUUGAGUUUGAUGUGCCGGAUGCUAGGCUUUCGGCUUGAGGAUCGUCCAACUGCUGAGCAGGUGCUAAACUCAGAGUGGAUGAUGAGAUGGGCAUUGCCUGAUUUUCAGCGCAGUUGCAGGCACAGUAGCUCAGCGCUGUAUGGCUACGAUGUAUGUAUACUUGACUCCAGAGGAUAA